AGACAGGUGCCAAUCCGAACAUCCGGGCCAUUGAGGCUCCCGAUUCAAGACUCGAACAAAACGACUUUAGCUCGCCCGGAGCUCCAAGAUCCCGCCGGGCUCAGUGUUAUUCUAUUCAACCACACAACCCUCGAGACCACAGAACCAUGGCGGCCAAGAGGGCGGUUACUUGCUUGCUGCGGUCACUGCAAACCGAGCAGAGACCAAUUGGCCUCGCAAUUCCCAGAUGGGCGUCGCCGAACCGCUCACUCCCCUUCUCCCAGGGCCAGUUCGCUCCCCGGCGGCCGAUCUCUAGUACCCCGCGGCGCCCGAGCGAGAAGCAGCCAGCAGACGACCCGAACUUCAUCUCGAUCCUCGAUAACCCCCCCGAGCUCGUCCGGACGGGCCGCAAACAUGGGCCGGGCCUGAUCAUCCUCGCCAUUAUUCCCAUAACCGCCUUCUUCCUCGGCACCUGGCAGAUCAAGCGGCUGCAGUGGAAGACGGACCUGAUCGCCAAAUGCGAAGACCGCAUCGUGCGCCCGCCGCUGCCGCUCCCGGCGCGCAUCGACCCGGACGCCAUCGCCGACUUCGACUACCGGCGCGUGUACGUGACCGGCCGGUUCCGGCACGACCAGGAGAUGCUCGUAGGCCCGCGCAUGCGCGACGGCGAGCAGGGGUAUAUGGUGGUGACGCCCCUCGAGCGGGACGGGGACGAGGGCGCCAAGGUGCUGGUCAACCGCGGCUGGGUCUCCAAGGCGAAGGCGGAUCAGAGCAAGCGGCCCGACGGGUUGCCGCGGGGGGAGGUGAGGGUGGAAGGGCUGCUGAGGGAGCCGUGGAAGAAGAACAUGUUUACGCCGGCGAACCGGCCAGAGAAGGGGGAGUUCUACUUCCCCGACGUCAAACAGAUGGCAGAGCUGACGGGGAGUCAGGCUGUCUGGGUGGAACAAACUAUGGAACCUGAUUAUUUCCAGUUAUUGGAUUAUCAGACACGCGGCAUCCCCAUUGGAAGGCCGGCAGAGGUGAAUCUGCGCAACAAUCAUGCGCAGUACAUCUUCACCUGGUAAGUUUCAUCAGCCCUGCACGAGGCCCGUGUCCCGAAG
This is a messenger RNA of Thermothelomyces thermophilus ATCC 42464, 1079 nucleotides long. RefSeq lists its product as uncharacterized. Gene Ontology annotation, cellular component: membrane; mitochondrion. The transcript has 3 exons. NCBI's taxonomy places the organism in Eukaryota, Fungi, Ascomycota, Sordariomycetes, Sordariales, Chaetomiaceae. The record is from RefSeq and is a predicted model, not a curated record. The coding region runs from base 147 to 1043 and encodes 298 amino acids. Gene Ontology annotation, biological process: mitochondrial respiratory chain complex IV assembly.